GGGGAAAUUGCACCGUGCACUCGCCUUAACGCCAGCUUUCCCAAAUGCGAGAUGAUUACUCGGCGAUAAGUUGGCUACCUUGUUGUUUAUGUACCGGCCGGAUGACAGCGUCAAGGCAGGCGUCUGCAAGCGAUCCGAAAUUUUGAAACUAUCAAUUUCAGGCUCAGUCAGAGACGGCGGUUAACCUCUCUAGGAAGGCUCUGCGACGGCGUAGCUAUCGUUAUUCGAAAAGUCAUCGCUGAAAAGAGCGGAUCCAGGGGAGAGCGAUCUUCUUCGGCGGAAUGGCCGGGAUUGUUCAGUACGUGGUGGUGCGCGGGGAUCUCUCCAAGGUGAUGAGCUGGCCGCUGGGCGCGGUGGUCGCACAAGCGUGUCACGCGUGCACCGCUGUGAUCCAUCUCUUUUACAACGACACCCACACGCAGGCCUAUCUCGCCGACUUAGACAAUAUGCACAAGGUGGUGCUCGAAGCCGCCGAUGAAGCCAGUCUGCGAACGCUGUGCGCGAAACUCAAGGAGAACGACAUCCAGCACAAACUGUGGAUAGAGCAGCCCGAGAACGUCGCAACGUGCCUGGUGACGAAGCCCUACCCCAAGGACGAGGUGCAGUCGUACUUCAAGGGGUACAAGUUGCUCAAGACGUGACGGUGACGGCGCAUGUAAACGAGCAAUAAAUAUUCCCUUUGCGAUCAAGA
Harpegnathos saltator (Jerdon's jumping ant) is the source of this 691-nucleotide messenger RNA. RefSeq names its product putative peptidyl-tRNA hydrolase PTRHD1. Lineage: Eukaryota; Metazoa; Arthropoda; Insecta; Hymenoptera; Formicidae. Bases 282 to 641 code for a protein of 119 amino acids. The record is from RefSeq and is a predicted model, not a curated record. Gene Ontology annotation, molecular function: peptidyl-tRNA hydrolase activity. The transcript has 4 exons.